AUGGGCGGGACACAGUCGAUGCCGGCGGUUGACUCGAUUCCGCUGGUCCCAAUGCAGCUGGGGGGGGUCCACCCCCAACACGCCUCCGCCGAGGCAGUGACCUACCGAUGCGCCAAGGACGGUCUCCUUCUCAUCACGUGCGACGACACCGCCGUGGCCAAGAUCCGCCCGCCGGCCGCCGGCGUUGACGGCAGCUACCUCGACGUCGCCCCCGGCGUUGAAGCAAGCGUCCUCCUCCUCGUGCAGUUUGCUGCCGUCGACUGCGAGAGCUCGUGCAUUGCAUCCACUGACGCCGUCGCGUCUAUUACGACAUAA
Messenger RNA from Saprolegnia diclina VS20, 315 nucleotides. RefSeq lists its product as hypothetical. Bases 1 to 315 code for a protein of 104 amino acids. The transcript is spliced from 2 exons. Lineage: Eukaryota; Oomycota; Saprolegniomycetes; Saprolegniales; Saprolegniaceae. The record is from RefSeq and is a predicted model, not a curated record.